UCUGUAAUCAAUCCGUACUCACCAGCUGUUGGUGGUGCGAAGAAUUCACGUGUGUAAAAUUUGUCACAUGACAAUGGAAAAUUCGAAAUUAUCAUUCAAAGGGGGAAACCCCGGAGCUGUGCAAUACGGUAACUUUAUAAACUAUUACCAAUUUCAUCCCCCUGAAAAUCGGUUAAAACUGUUGCCAACCGACUUGUGGCCGAACAACAAACCUUUCCAUGUUUUAGAUUUGGGGUGCAAUGCAGGGGACCUCACUAUCGAACUCUACAAUUUUCUUAAGGGAAAAGUACAAAAUUGCGAAAUUUUGGGCGUUGAUAUUGACCCAACCUUAGUGGAAAGAGCUAACGAAAAAAACCAAAACAAAGAGAACAUACAGUUCCGUUGUUUAGACUUUAUGAGUGAUAAAAGCCUAAUUAAAGAUUAUUUAAAAAAACGGAAAUUAGCGAAAUUCGACGCUGUUUUUUGCUUCUCUAUAACAAUGUGGAUUCACCUAAAUUAUGGUGAUGACGGCCUGAUACGUUUUUUGAACGAAAUUUGUGAUUUAGGGGACUUUGUUAUAAUAGAACCGCAACCGUGGAAAUGUUAUAGAAGUGCCGUCAAACGUUUGAAACUUAGUGAUGCAACGUUUCCUCUCUUUAAGGAAUUGCAGAUAACGCACGAUGUUGAAAAUAAGAUUGAACAACACAUUUUAACUAGUUGUAAAGCAGUGAAACUGUACGAGAGCGAACGUAGCGAGUGGGGCAGGAAAUUGCAAAUUUUCAAGUGCCCUCCAGUUAAUUGAAGUCUUAUUUUUAUACAAUAAAUGACAAAACGACGCAAAA
Molecule: messenger RNA, 821 nt
Organism: Tribolium castaneum (red flour beetle)
Lineage: Eukaryota; Metazoa; Arthropoda; Insecta; Coleoptera; Tenebrionidae
Exons: 2
Coding region: 68-781 (237 amino acids)
Biological process (GO): negative regulation of pre-miRNA processing
Cellular component (GO): cytoplasm
Molecular function (GO): O-methyltransferase activity; RNA methyltransferase activity
Source: RefSeq, a predicted model, not a curated record